AUGAAGAGAUCCGCAGUAUCCGAGAAUAUUGAGCCAGGAGAUAAUCUUAAGACCUACUCGUGCUUGACUUGUCGGCAGCGCAAGGUCAAAUGCGACCGUUGCACUCCCUGCUCCAAUUGCAUCAAGGCCGAGAAGCAAUGCAGCUUUAUUCCUCCUGUGCGCGGGAAGCGAAAAAGAACAAAACCUCCCAGAGAAAGUCUCCAUGCCAAGUUAAAACGAUACGAGGAAUUGUUGAAAUCUUACGGUGCAAAGUUUGAGCCAUCGGGAGAUUUUGAUGACUCGGAGUCGGAAACGGCAUCUCAGCCUGAUGAUGUUCAGAUGGAUGAGGAGGCUGUCCCUCCAAGCCAACGCCCCAACCUGGGAGAAACUAAACCAAGGCUUAUCAUUGAUAAGGGCACAUCUAGAUACUUUGACAGUGCUCCUUGGUCUAGCCUAGGAAAUGGACUUCACCAUCCGGAGGUUGGUGAGCCAAUUGAUGAGUCAAACAUUCAAGACAAUGAGCUGUUCUUCGAACCUGAACAAUUUGAUAAGCCCGACAACCUGGCAAACCUUCACCUCUCGCACCAGAUGUUAUCAAAGUUGAAGGAAAUAUAUCUUGAUCGAGUUGACCCUAUGAUAAAAAUCUUACAUGUGCCUACAUUCUGGAUCUCAGCAACCGACGGGUUGAGUGAUCCUCAAAGCAUGCCAACAGACUUGGAGGCAAUGAUUUUUGCUUUCUACCUUGCGACAAUCUCUACUCUAAAAGAAGAUGAAUCCCAACAUCUAUUUGGAGUACGGAAAUCAGUCAUGUACUCCCGAUAUAGACUCGCGGCUCGGCAAGCUUUAAUAAAUGCAGGUUUCCUAUCAACGUCCAGUCCAACGACCCUUGGUGCAUAUGCAUUAUUCAUGACGUGUAUAAGAAAAAGCUAUAAGUGUGAUACCCUAUUCGUUUUAUCGGGCGUCGCUAUACGACUUGCGCGCAAAAUGGGGCUCCAUCGGGAUAGUUCAACUCUAGGACUCUCUCCAUUCGAAACGGAAAUGCGAAGGCGACUUUGGUGGCAUUUAGCUUAUGUGGACUUCCGCCUGGCAGAUGUGCUGGGGACGAAACCGUCGCUGGAUCUUUCCUGCAGCGAUAACCAAAUGCCUCUGAAUGUCGAAGACGAGGACCUCCACCCUGACAUGGUCAACCCACCACUGGGACGCCGCGGCAUUACUACUACUACUCCUUGUUUGGUUAAAUACGAGAUUAUGGGGAGUCUGCGUGAAUUUCCAACAUCGUGUCCUAGUGAAUGGCGCUGGGAGGCACUCUCCAGUCCGGAUGUCACAAUCAUGAAAAAGGACAACAUCAUCAGCCACAUUGAGGAUCGACUGGAAGUGAAGUAUCUGCGAUAUUGUGACCCGUCGAACUCGCUUCAUACUUUUGUAUCAAUCAUAAUCAGGUCAUCAAUAUGCAAAAUGAAGCUCUUUGCGCAUAACCCACGACAAUUUGCCAACGAUCCUAUCAAAGUCCCCCAAAGCGAGCGCAACAUAUUCUUUGCUAACGCUAUGAAACUAUUGGAAUAUGUCAUUUUCAUGCAAGAAGGGACCCAUGGUCUAGAAAAAUAUAAAUGGAAUUUUGGCACAAGCGUUCUCUGGAACGUGAUACUCUACGUGCUCAUCGAAGUUCGACACCGAAAAACAGGGACUGACGUUGAUAAGGCAUGGAGGUUGAUUGAAACCGUAUUCUCGUAUUACCCUCAGGUGUUUGACGAAUCCCCCGGGCCUGUAUAUAUAGCACUAGGCAAGUGGACGUUAGAGGUUUGGGACGACCACGUUGCGGCCUUGAAGGCAGACGGCCUUCCAGAACCAUUGACACCCGAUUAUAUCAAUGCAAUCGGUCACUCCCGACGACCGGCAAUAGAGUCACCAUUCAAGGCCAAGAUUCAAGCGGUAGCACCUGAACCUGCCACUCGAGAAACCAUGGACCAGGACAGAAUCCAAUCUCUGAAUCACGAAGACAAUCACUUCGAUGGGGGAGCUCUCGACUUCUAUGACCUCCCUAACCUCCUGUCUUUCGAGAUGGACCCAAACGAAUGGAUUCAGUGGGAGCAGCUAGUUGCGGAGCAGGGAAGCUUCGCUCAAGGUGAUAGUAUGUAAUACUCUAGGGUUGGUUUUACCGUUUGAAGAAUGGAGAAUAUCCUCGUUGAAUGCUUCGAAUAUUGUGAUUUCCAUAAU
This is a messenger RNA of Aspergillus caelatus, 2193 nucleotides long. RefSeq names its product putative C6 transcription factor. Gene Ontology annotation, molecular function: zinc ion binding; DNA binding; DNA-binding transcription factor activity, RNA polymerase II-specific. Lineage: Eukaryota; Fungi; Ascomycota; Eurotiomycetes; Eurotiales; Aspergillaceae. The coding region runs from base 1 to 2115 and encodes 704 amino acids. The record is from RefSeq and is a predicted model, not a curated record. The transcript has 4 exons. Gene Ontology annotation, biological process: regulation of DNA-templated transcription; DNA-templated transcription.